Molecule: messenger RNA, 2684 nt
Organism: Portunus trituberculatus (swimming crab)
Lineage: Eukaryota; Metazoa; Arthropoda; Malacostraca; Decapoda; Portunidae
Exons: 6
Coding region: 143-799 (218 amino acids)
Source: RefSeq, a predicted model, not a curated record
UAUGUAUUCCCUGUCCGCGCAGCGAUGGCUACGUUGUCUUGGCCAUGCAAAAACAAAGGGGCCGAUGGGAAGUAAGAGACUCGCCUUGGCAGCGUCCUGCCAGUGUCGUGGUGACUCUCCAACAAGAAACAGGUGAAGCAAGAUGGUUCGGUGGCGGACGCUGGUGGUGGGCGCGGUGACAGUGAUACUGCCUCUCGCCUCCGCCCUGGUCACCUACACCUUCGUUUCCAUGGGCUCCGAUCCUGUCACACUGGACGAUACCGGAGCCCUCAUCCUGAUGUUGGCCAUGGCUAAGUUACUACUCCUCUCGACUCAAGGCAUCUUUCCCGUGGACCUGAACAACGUUUUUUACGAUCUGGUGUACCGAGCCCCAAGAGACGCCGAAGAGAGGAAUAACCUCUAUAAGGUGCCAGACGUUGAGGCACUGCCAUGCACUCGGAGGUUUCUGUGUGAGCUUGAGGUAGCGGCGCGGACUAGCGACAACUACUUACCCCGAGGUCCUGAAGAACACGAGGGAAGAAACCCCAACGAGGAAGUCGCACCUGAGGAAGUGGACCCCAUCACUGAGAUGCAGAUCGAAGCCAUCCGUGCUUUGUAUAGAGAGGAGAACCCCACAGGAGAGCUGUCUGACAGAGGCCGUCGGGCGGUGAAGGUAGUGGAAGAGUUGACUGGGUCUGCGUGUGAGUCUGCCUACCGCCUGUGUCCCGGCCGGUACACGUCUGGGAUGGUGUUCCAAGCCAUCUUUGACGAGAUUAAUCUAAAGACCCAUGAACACGACCACUACUUAGAGGACAUAUGAGAGACCACAGUCUUUACAAGACUACAUAGACCAGGACCACCCGCACUACAAACACGUACAGAACAAAAGUAAUGAACCACUCGCAUUACAUAUAUCAACAAAGACAACCUGGGACAGUGGAAUUCCAGGAAAGAAGGCCAAAUGGGAUGAAAUCGGGAAGAAAACAAGAAAGAAGACUAAUUAAUAUACAAGAAUACAAGAGGGACUCUACAGACAAGAAUAGAAGUGAUUGGCCACGAAGACAUGGCAAACAGGAGUCACAUGAGAGAGAGAGAGAGAGAGAGAGAGAGAGAGAGAGAGAGAGAGAGACUGAUGCAAGUGAAUAGACACAGAACGACUGGUAGACAGACAGAGUUAGAAAUGAAACAGUAAAAAUAGAAAGGUAGAUAAAAUAGACCAAUACAAAAUUAGACAAAAAUAUACCCUGAGAAAAACGGACAGUACGGUGAGACAGACAUCAAUGCAGAUAAACACACGCAGAAAGAUGGGUAUAACUAUACUCGCACCUGUGAGAAAUAGCUGAUAGGGUGUGGAAACACAGGGGACUCCCUCAGUGUUACCAUAUCUCCACAGAUUACUGGCUUCAUUUACCAUUUCUUCCAAAAGGUACCUAUUAACGUUAUAGAUAACAGCAAGGACUUAUGUCCGCGACGCCAAGAAUUCCUCCACUGACGGUGUGGUGAAGGAAGCGACAAUCUCGCCUUCCCCCGCUCAUAUGCCACAUUGACUGGGAAAAACAAAACCUUUAUGCAAAAAACACCCUAUGAUUUUUACCUCAGUGGUGGUGUGGAACAAAAGUUCUAAUAAAUUCAGAAAUAACUUCGGAACUACACCAAUUUAUAUAGAAACACAAAGAGAGAGAGAGAGAGAGAGAGAGAGAGAGAGAGAGAGAGAGAGAGGGAGAAGCAGAGGUUACGUAGGUUGAGCGGGGUUAGAGAAAGAAGUAGACGGUGAUAAUGGCCAUUUAUCGAUGCGGCGAGCAUAGAUAGAGAUCGACAGACUAGUAUAGACAUUAUUCGUGUGUGUGUGUGUGUGUGUGUGUGUUUAGACAAUAUAGACUUAGAUACGUCAGGAAUAUAGUGUAGGUUGUAGACUGAAAGCACAAUCGAGUUUAGGCAUCUGAGAUUUUUUUUUUUUUCUAUGGUAUUUUUGUGUACACAAGGGCAUUCUUAUUUUUUCUAUUUAUCUAUUGUAAAAAAUACUUAUACUUCAGUGCGCCUUUUUCCAGUUGAGCUUUAUGUACAGCUGCACAAAGUAAUGAUGCUACAUUGAUACUCUAUGUACAAACUGUCACACAUCCCGGACGCGGCAAGGCAAAUGGGCAAGCCUCUUAUAUGUAGGCCAUGUUCACCUAGCAGCAAGUACGGUACGGGAUGUAACUCGAGGGGUUGUGGCCUCGCUUUCCCGGUGUAUGGAGUCUCAGUCCUACCCGAGGAAGCUCGCUCCGUGAUGGAGAAGGCUGGCUAGGAGACCAACAGGCGACAGUGGUGAGUUUCAGAGAGGGAAAAAAAUCUGAAACUAUUUCCAACUAUCACAUAUCCACUUUUGUUUUUGUCUUUGUGGAAUAUUGUAUUUUCAGUCAUUCUUAUAUUCAUAGACAAUCAUUAAUUAACUGGAUUUUUGUAAUCAUUACUUACAGCAACUAUUUAUACAGAACACUAUGCUUCCCAGUAUGGUUGUGUGUUAAGAGAAGCACCAACGACGACACAAGGUUCUUACAUACUUAAUGUGCUUUGCAUUUUUUUUUUUUUUUUUUUUUUACAUACUGAGGCUGAGAUUGGAAAGAGUUGGGGGAAUAAAGAAAGCAUAUUAAUCUUUUGGAUGUAUAAUGUUGUUGGGUAAGUUCGACGUAAUUUCUUAUAUUAAAUAAAGCUGUUCUGGUUGA